AUGGCUACAUCAGCUUUCACUGCUAGGACAUCGAGACGUCAACAGCCUAAUGGCCGACGACAGCAGCAAUUGCAGCAGCAACAACAACAACAACUAAAAUUGCAUCAACAACAGCAGCCACACCAGCAACAACAACAACUAAAAUGGCAUCAACAACAACAACCGCAGCAGCAGCAACAACAACAGCAACGUCAACUGUUUUCUUCAAACAGUGACUCAACUUUAAUGCACAACAACAGUGGUACAAGUAGUGGCAGUCAAGCGACGAACACCUCACACCUCAGCAGUAAUAGCAAUAGCAGUGUCAGUAAUGCUAAUAAAAACGUCGACAAGCGUUACAAUUCCAGCGGUAAUGUGCCUGCUGUAAAUAAUAAAACAAACAGCCUGUUCAAUCAUCUUGCCACUACUACUACUCAACAAAAUUGCAAUUCAAAGAGAACGAAAAUCUCCGUGCAACGUACGAAACAGCAACAUUCGACAAGCAACCAGCUACAAAUUAAUGGCAUGCCACAUUCAACAAGCAACCAGCAACCAGUUAAUGGCAUGCAACAUUCAACAAACUGCCUGCACCAUCAACAAAACUGCCAACAUCGUUUGCAACAACAACACCACAAACAACAACAACAAUAUCAGCAGCAGCAGCAACAACAGCUACUACAUCAUCAGCAACAUCAAUUGCAACAGCCACAACAACGUGGGAACCAUAGCUCUAGACUCACGUCCUUUAGAUCUAGUGUCUCCGAAUUGAAGGCGCACACAAACACAUUAUAUUGCAUAUUUAAAUUCAUACCUAUUUACGUCAUUAAGAUCUAUCUCUGUUUAACUAUAAAUAUAAAUAUUUAUGUUCUAAAUGUAAUAAGGUUUUGGACUCUUCUUCAAACUUAUAAGCCAAAAAAUUUCAAAUCUGUAACCUCUAUAACUCAAUCAUUUGAUUGA
Messenger RNA from Helobdella robusta, 936 nucleotides. RefSeq lists its product as hypothetical. Bases 1 to 936 code for a protein of 311 amino acids. NCBI's taxonomy places the organism in Eukaryota, Metazoa, Annelida, Clitellata, Rhynchobdellida, Glossiphoniidae. The transcript is spliced from 4 exons. The record is from RefSeq and is a predicted model, not a curated record.